UUAGUCGAAUUUUUAGGAUGGUUUUCUGCUGUGAGCGAACAAGGAAUAGAACAUCUCCACCAUAGGUUCAAUCUUUUAAAUGCCCGUUUUCGCAACGCUGGAAAUCCUGAGGCUGAGGCAGAAUCUAUCCUAAGACAUCACACUCUCGCAAACUUCUUACAUGACAUUGGAAUUGAUCCAUUAGAGACAAUUAAUGAAGAGAAUAUAGCACUUUAAUUUGUUUAUUUUCAAAAAAUUUAAAAUUAUUUUAGUUUUUUUUUCUGAGUCGAAUAAAUUUAUUCGAAUAAAUUUAUUUCUCACUUAAAUGUAAUUAAAAAUACAUUUUUAGUCAAAAUAUAUUGUUUUUUAUUUUUAUUUAUUAACUUCCGCUAAAAGGAUUCGAACCCCACUCACAUUUCCUUAUUUUUUCGCUUUAAAGUGGGCGCACUAUCCAACUAAGCCACAAGUACCGCACUGAAAGGCGAGUAACAGCCUUUGCCUAUUUUGAUCUGCUGUGCGGGUGCUACAAUUUUUAUCAUUCAUAUAGGUUCAGAAAAUGUCAAGCUGUAGUAAUAUUCAAAGUUGUUCAAAAGAUGAAGAUUUAUUGGUUUUAUCUUCAGAAGAAUCUUGUGAUGAGACGGAUCUUCCAAUUGAGAAAACUGCGUUAAAAAGAUUGGCAAUAAUUGAUACUUUAAAUUUAAUUCAUCAAUGUGCUUUUUUGAGUCCAUUUGCAAAAACACAUAAUCAAAAAUGUGAUGCAAUUGCUGUUUUAUUAUUAGCAAGGAAUUUAUUGAGGGAAACAUUUGACUUGAAACUUUAUAUUCCAGAUUCUUAUAUGACUGGAGUAAAUAGAGAAAAAGUUGCUAAUCAUUUUAUUCUUGAGGAAAUGCAGAAACUUGGCUAUUUGGGAACAAUAACAGACCAUUCCCAUGAUGAUUUAAUUUUAUUAGAAUAUGCAAAAUGUACUGGAGGAUUUAUAAUUUCAAAUGACAAAUAUAGAGAUCACGACCAAAUUUAUUCGACAAAAACAAAAGACAAAGCUAGUUUAGACGUUAUGCGGGAAAGAAUUGUUAGAUAUAAAUUUAAGCCUUGUAAUGUUGAAAAAUUGAAAAAAGGGAAAAAUAGUUUGUGUACAUCGACUCAUGGAAGAGGAUUUUUAGGGAUUGAUAUUGUUUUGCAGCCUCCAUCUUUGAAAGCAAUGUUCUCUUGGGAUAGAGAUUCUGAUCCUACUUUUGGAGUAGUUUUUCGUGAGCGAGCUUAUCGAAGUCAGAGAAAGACUGAAAAGGCUAUUGAAGUGUUGGAUAUUAUGUGUGAAUAUUUUAGAUUGGACUUUUGCUUCUUCCACUCGUUAGAUCCAGAGCCUUUACCUUGGUUUGAUCCUCAAGUUAAUGCUCUUGUUUCUUUUGAGGGUUUUUGGCAUCGGUAUAUUAAUUAUAUAGACGAGAAACAAAGAAGAGAAAAUCAACAAAAACGAGAAGAUUGGUAA
Messenger RNA from Meloidogyne enterolobii, 1465 nucleotides. NCBI's taxonomy places the organism in Eukaryota, Metazoa, Nematoda, Chromadorea, Rhabditida, Meloidogynidae. The record is from the annotation of a GenBank genome assembly.